Molecule: messenger RNA, 689 nt
Organism: Paramecium sonneborni
Lineage: Eukaryota; Ciliophora; Oligohymenophorea; Peniculida; Parameciidae
Source: the annotation of a GenBank genome assembly
AUGGAUAAGGAUUUAUUUAUUUAGAAAUAUGGAUAAAAUAACUCAAUAAAAUAAAUAUUUCUCAGAAAAGCUUAUCAAAAUUAUUAUAACUUUAGAUCUACUGCUAGAAAAGAUUUUUCAAAAAAGGUAAAUAAGAGCGUUGAUCCAUCCUAAUUUUUAUCAACAAAAUUCAAAACAGACUAAAGCAAAAGUUCCUUUGUUGAAGUUUCUAAUAACUCAAACAAAGAUAAUAUGUACAUAUAUAAUAAUUUUAUAUAAGAUCAUAAAUGACAGAAUUUCAUUAUAACAAAUUAAAAAAUAAAUGGCUAAUAGAUGAUAAAUAGAAUGAAGUCUUUAUCUAAAUUAUGUAAAGAAAGAGGAAAUAAUUAGAAAUGGAAGAGAAAUAGAGAGAGAUGGAAAUCUCUAAAAUAUAAUAAGCAAUUUUAUAAAGAGAAAAUUUAGAAACAGAUAGGAAAAGAUAAUUUUAUAGAGAAGCUGAAACGUUCCGAAAUUAGUAAAGUGAAAGAAAAUAUUAAGAACUAGAAAAGCUUAAAUCAUAAGAACAAGAAUAUAUGUAAUUAGCAAAAAAGAUGGCAGAGAAUGAAGAACUAGCAAAAUUAGAAUAAUAAAUAGUUCACAGAUAGAAAUGCAAAUUAUAAUUUUAAAUGCUGGAAAAACAAAGAAAAACUAAUUCAUUUUUACUUUCUUGA